AGGAGCAAAUGCCAGCAUGACCAGGGUCUGAGAAAGUGCUUCUGUGUUCCCACCAAGGGUUUGCAGACACAGAGGAAGGGUGCAAAGAGAGCAAGGACAUUUUGAGCUACCAUGGAUAUCCCCACCGAUUUGGUGCCAUCUUCCAUGAUGUCCCAACCUGAGGUGAUUGAGUCCACAGCCAUGAGCGAACCACAGUGCUACUACAAUGAAACCAUUGCCUUCUUUUAUAACCGAAGUGGAAAAUAUCUAGCCACCGAAUGGAAUACUGUCAGCAAGCUUGUAAUGGGACUGGGGAUUACCGUCUGCAUCUUCAUAAUGCUGGCCAACCUCUUGGUUAUGGUGGCUAUUUAUGUCAACCGCCGAUUCCACUUUCCUAUUUAUUACUUAAUGGCCAACUUGGCCGCCGCAGACUUUUUUGCAGGGCUGGCCUACUUUUACUUAAUGUUCAACACAGGGCCCAACACUAGAAGACUGACUGUAAGCACCUGGCUUCUCCGUCAGGGUCUCAUUGACACUAGCCUGACAGCCUCUGUAGCCAAUUUGUUGGCCAUUGCUAUUGAGCGGCACAUCACAGUUUUCCGAAUGCAGCUACAUACUCGGAUGAGCAACCGGCGGGUGGUGGUCGUCAUCGUUGUUAUCUGGACUAUGGCCAUCGUCAUGGGUGCCAUACCAAGUGUCGGAUGGAACUGUAUUUGUGAUAUAACUCACUGCUCCAACAUGGCCCCACUCUAUAGUGACUCCUACCUGGUCUUCUGGGCUAUUUUCAACCUGGUCACUUUUGUGGUCAUGGUGGUCCUAUAUGCUCAUAUCUUUGGGUACGUCCGCCAAAGGACUAUGAGAAUGUCCAGACACAGUUCUGGACCCCGCAGGAAUCGAGACACCAUGAUGAGCCUCCUGAAGACUGUGGUCAUUGUGCUUGGUGCUUUCAUAAUCUGCUGGACCCCGGGACUAGUCUUGCUGCUCCUCGAUGUUUGCUGUCCCCAGUGCAAUGUCCUGGCCUAUGAAAAAUUCUUCCUGCUUCUGGCAGAGUUCAACUCCGCCAUGAACCCCAUCAUCUACUCCUACCGGGACAAGGAGAUGAGUGCCACCUUCAAGCAGAUCCUCUGCUGCCAACGCAGCGAGAGCACCAACGGCCCCACUGAAGGCUCAGACCGGUCAGCGUCCUCGCUCAACCACACCAUCUUGGCUGGUGUCCACAGCAACGACCACUCGGUGGUGUAGAACUGCAGCCAGCCAUGCAGCUGAUGAAGAGCAGCAGGCUCCACCACGGAGCAGGGUGGGCACACGGCCCUGGAGGAGGUAACCCACUCACAAGGUCUUCUCAAACACUAAUGGACUACAAGCACUUCUUUUCCAGGGAGUCCAACACACCGUCACAGUCUGCCCUUUUCACAGGACUGGCCAUGCUGCAAGGCCUUUGGUUUCUACUUUCAAAAAGCAGAAGCAGAUGCCUUGUGGUGGAGGUCAUUGGUAGCCCAUGGAGAGCCUCACUGAGACUUCGUCGGACUUUGCUGCAUCUUGGUGCCAGUCUGAAUCAACUCUGAUUAAUUAAGCUUAUACCUGCUUCACUGCAUUUACAUGUAGCCACUUAGUCUUUUUAAAAAGGGAGUAAAGGGGAUAAAAGUAUGCCUAUCAUUUAAUUGACAUGUAAUAUUUAUCACCAUCAGCAUGCUUGUGAUGAACAUUUUCUGUGCAGGGAGUAAAACUGUGCUCUAGUCUUGGUAUUCUUAGCCACACUGACAUAACUACAGUAAAAACAAAAGUAUUUUUUUCUAAUACAGGCAACAGGAAGAAGAUGGAAACUGACACUUCUUACCUUCAUUACUGGUGUUAGAGAGCAUGCAUGUUCUGUGCGUAUGCAGAUUGUUUUAAUUAUGAAAAAAAAAAGCUCUUUGUAAAGUCUGCAGGAAAGUAGAAAAGCAUAGACUGUAUUCCAGUGUUUGUUUAGAUUAUGAAAUAAACAGUACUUUAGUCACAA
This is a messenger RNA of Chaetura pelagica (chimney swift), 1978 nucleotides long. It is a transcript of the gene LPAR1, whose product is annotated as lysophosphatidic acid receptor 1. Gene Ontology annotation, biological process: neurogenesis; phospholipase C-activating G protein-coupled receptor signaling pathway. The record is from RefSeq and is a predicted model, not a curated record. The transcript has 3 exons. Gene Ontology annotation, cellular component: membrane. The coding region runs from base 112 to 1221 and encodes 369 amino acids. Gene Ontology annotation, molecular function: lysophosphatidic acid receptor activity. Lineage: Eukaryota; Metazoa; Chordata; Aves; Apodiformes; Apodidae.